GUCCGAAAUAUAUUUAGUGGUGUUCGAUCCAUGUUAUAAGACGCUUUCCGUCAGCUGAUGCGAGCGUUUGGUUUUUGAGGAAAAUAUCUUAAGAAACUGUCCAAAAACAUUGAAAAUGGAUGAUCCUGAAUCCAAUGGGAAGGAGUCACCUGAUGAUGAUGUUGACCUAAGUUCCCCAGAAUCCUCGCCAUCAAGACUUUCUGCUGUACCAUUUCACCCUCUGUACAGAGUUACCGUCCCUGAUGCUGUGAAAAAUGGAGAUGUAUUACAGUUUACAAUAAAGGUGUACAAGUGGGACGAGGAUGUGGAAGUGAGUGAAAUUUUGAGAGUAUUUGGAGACAUAGAAUGGUUACAUCACAACAUCAUAACACAAAACAACAUUGAUGGUCUUAUUGUCCCACCUCUUCCACAACGGCCAGAAGUUGAUGCGAAAUCAGCUGAGUCAAAAUCAAAGAAACAGCUUGGUAGUGAUUCUAGAAUUGUCAUCCCAGAUGAGUUUUCCAGAGAUUGUAGACAUUUAGAAAAAUAUUUAAGAUUAAUGCUUAACCAUGAAACAUUUGGGAAGGAUAAAAGUCUUGAAAAAUUUCUCUGUGAGCAAGAGGCACCUGUGAAAACAAAAGUUAAUCAAGGAUUCUUCAGCCGAAUGUCUUCUGCUGUAGAAACAGCUAGAAAAGAACACCACAGAGAUAUUGAUGAUUUUUUCUCGAAGAAGCGGGAGUGGUGUACAACUUUCUCGAAAGCUAUCAAAGAUAUGUCAGGUGACUUUAACAGAAUGGUAAACGCUCAACAUAGACUGGCCACCAGUUAUGGACAUACAUCAACAGCAUUACAACUUGGAGGUGUUAAUAGAGAUCUCACAAGCCUUACUAUAAACAGAUAUCUAACAACAUUAUCAGAUGCAACAGGAAAUACAAAGCAUGGGCUUGAGGUGCUAUGUAGAAAUGAUGAAAAAACUCUGGGGUUUCAACUUGAUCUUUACGCCAGAUAUGCAGACUCUAUAAAGGACAUGUUGUUCAGGAGGACAAUUCUAUUGGUUGAUUAUGAGGAUGCUAAUAGGGCACUAGAUAAGGCCAAACCUGCGAAGAGAAAGGCUGCAGAAGAUGCGAAGCAUGCUGCAGAGACAAAAUAUGAAAUGUGUUGUGAUAAUGCCAGGAGAGAGCUGAAGAUGUUUCUUCAAGCCCGAAUGUUAGCAUAUCAAGACGGCCUCGUAGCAUUCUGUGAGUCGCAAAUAAAGACUGCUCGAGACACAUACACUUUACUGGCUAAGACAAUGACAGUUCUAAAACAGAGUGAGGAAUAGUGUCUCUUAUAAUUAACAAAUUGGAAAUCGUGCAAUUUGAUUCACAAAAGAUGUGCAAUUUGAUUCACCAAAUUUGAUUUUUUUUUAAUUAAAGUUGUGCAAUUUGAGUGAUUAAAGUUGUGCAAUUUGAUUUUUACUGAAACAUUCCUUGAUGAAUAGCUUAACUAUGAAACAUUCCAGCUUCUUGUAUUUUGCUGGCUUUUUGCAAACAUGGUUUAAUUCUUAUAAAAACCCAUAAUGGGGGAGAUACAGCAUUUUUGCAAUAAGCCCAAAGUACAAUGUUAUGUCAUGUACAUAAAUUAUUACCCUGUAUUUGCUUAGAAUACAUUAGUUAAGCUCUAUGGCAAUGAAUUGUGUUAUACCACUUUCAAAAUGUAUAUGCACAUUUGUUAUAUUUUGAUUUUUACACAAAAGUUUGUAUAUGACUAUUUUAUGGUCUAUUUUUUUCAUACAUGUUUAUAAAUAACAUCUUGAAGCCAAAUUUUUUAUAGCAGUUACACAGUAUUUUUUAUCAUAUAUUUUAAAAAGCACUUUUACAUAUAUAUACAUGUAUUUAAGAGGAGAUAUUUUGUUUUUGUUUUUAGUGGAUAUGAAUUAUAUUUCAUCAAUGAAAAGUGAAAUAUUUCCAAUAUUCUCAUUUGUAUAAGAUAUAUUCCAUAGUCAUAAAGUGCAAUUUAUUUAAUUCUUUUUUAUUGUAUCAUGGGCAGUUGUCACAGUGAGUGAUAUCAGUUUUAUCUCACUAGUAGUCUGAAUACAGUGCUUAAUUUAUAACAGCAACUUUGAAAACAAAUAUUUAAAGCCCCAGUACAGCAGCUCUAGGACAGAUCUUUAAUAAUUGAAGUAAUUUAUACAGAGAAACACUAAGCUUUCCUGACCUUGAACAUCAUUGUGUCUCAUUAACUUUUAAAAUCAAAAACUGUCCUCACCAGUCUAAUUUGGUCCAGAGUGAAGAACAUAUAGUCUUUGUACACUCAUGUACUAUUUUUAGAUGCCAGUGUUAAUAAGACAAAAAUCCCAGUUUUGUUUUCAAUUACAUUAAUUUUUUUCAAAGGUUAUGAAUAUGCUUGUAUAUUCUUUUUAGUUUACUGAAAUUUUAUUAUUGGGUAUGUGUAAUAGAACUUUUUGUUCAACUUAAAAAGAAUUAUUGUGAUUGUCAAUAUUGAUUGAAACCAAGUAAUUUUGUACUUUAUUAUAUAUCAUGUGCUUCAAGGUUAUUAUACAUUGUCGAGUUCAGUACUGGAUUUGAUUGGACGAGUACACAUUUGUCAAAUCUAUAUUGGAUGAGGCGCUACCGGAGUCUGAUAUAGGUUUUGCACCUACAAGUCCAAAAGAAGCAAUAUUGUCCUCAGCAAUGUAUAAUGACCUCUUUAUUUCACAUUUUUCACAAUCAUUUUGACAGAACUCUUGACAGAACAAUAGGGAAUCCAUAUACAUUUUUGACCAAAAAAUAGAAAUGAGGCUAGAUGGAGUUACGAGUAUGACAUGUACUUGGUAUAUAUAUUUUAAACUCUGAAAAAUAUAGCUGUGACAUGUACAUUAUUAUGCAGAGAUUAUAAUUAUUAUGUGAGCUGUGGAGAGUAGAACUUUAGAAUAUUAUUUAAUAAAAUAUGUGCAAUAUUUGAUUUUCCAUGAACUUAAAGUAGUAAGUUUAUAUCAUAUAUACAGUAAAACAUUGAAAGCCAAGUACCUUAUUUUUAUAUUGUCCAUGAAUACAUAAUGUCAAAAAAGUUUUUUUUCUGUAGUGAAGUACAAACUCCUAACAGUGAUUACCUCCCUUUGCAUAUUGUACUGCACUGAUAAGGGGAGAUCACUGCAUAGGAGAUUGCCUCCUGAUAAGGGAUUGGAUAGUCUUAAACUUGGACACAAGUUAUCUCCCCUGAAUUACAGGAGGUGGUGAGGUUUGAGAUUUUACAAGUUUUCUUGGUCCCCCAAGUCAAAAUAUUACUGAUGUUCACUAGCUUUGAAGUGAUUAAUGUGCUAAAGGAUUGUAAGAGUUGAUAUCCAAAUCAUUUUUACAAAA
Molecule: messenger RNA, 3320 nt
Organism: Ruditapes philippinarum (Manila clam)
Lineage: Eukaryota; Metazoa; Mollusca; Bivalvia; Venerida; Veneridae
Product: sorting nexin-5-like
Exons: 14
Coding region: 116-1300 (394 amino acids)
Molecular function (GO): phosphatidylinositol binding
Source: RefSeq, a predicted model, not a curated record